This is a messenger RNA of Botrytis cinerea B05.10, 299 nucleotides long. RefSeq lists its product as hypothetical. The record is from RefSeq and is a predicted model, not a curated record. NCBI's taxonomy places the organism in Eukaryota, Fungi, Ascomycota, Leotiomycetes, Helotiales, Sclerotiniaceae. Bases 78 to 239 code for a protein of 53 amino acids. The transcript has 3 exons. Gene Ontology annotation, biological process: outer mitochondrial membrane organization.
GUGCUUUCAGAUGUGAAUCCCCUGUCAAAUAAAGUCAUAUGAAACAAAUUGUUGGAUAAACUCCUGGAAGACUUAACAUGGCAAAUUUACCCAAUCUUCGAAGGCUUUUUGUUGAAGCAAGAACGGAUGCCGAAGAGAGCACGUAUUCAAGGAAUGCUUUCUACAACAUAGUCUUAUUCAUAUCCUCCAUUGCAGUAUUCAGUGUUAUUGCACAGCGUGUCAGCAAAGUUCAGACCUAAUCACUAGCGAUGGAAUGCUCUAUCCAGGCAACUGGAAAGAGAUGCCAACAAUUUGCUGUA